This is a messenger RNA of Diaporthe citri, 969 nucleotides long. RefSeq lists its product as uncharacterized. Lineage: Eukaryota; Fungi; Ascomycota; Sordariomycetes; Diaporthales; Diaporthaceae. The coding region runs from base 1 to 969 and encodes 322 amino acids. The transcript has 2 exons. The record is from RefSeq and is a predicted model, not a curated record.
AUGCCUUCAUUCGGCGAUUUCAUCCACACCCAAUUCAUCCUUGACAUCCCAAAGCCCUCGGCCUCCUUCGCCCACAAGACCGUCAUCGUCACCGGCGCCAAUGGAGGCCUGGGCAAGGAGAUCGCCAAACACAUCAUCCGUCUCGGCGCCAGCAAGGUCAUAUUUGGCUGCCGCAGCUUGGCCCGGGGCAACGAGGCCAAAUCAGAGGUCGAGGCCCUUCUACACUGCUCUCCUGAUGUAAUUGAGGUGUGGGAGCUCGAUCUCGAGUCACCCUCGUCGAUCAAGAAGUUCGUUGAUCAGACCAAUGCCCUGCCUCGAUUAGACAGCUUUAUCAGCAAUGCUGGCAUCGGCUCCGCCGGAUUUAAGGUCGUCUAUGACACCGAGCGCACCCUCGCUGUCAACGACAUCGGCACUUUCUUGCUCGCGAUACAACUAAUACCGAAGCUCAAGAAGACGGCCAAAGAAUACACGACCACGCCGAAUAUGGCCAUUGUAACAUCAGCCCUGUACGACGUGGCCAAGUAUCCCGAGAAACAUGGGCGAGACAUCUUCACCUGGUUCAAAGAUGAGUCGCACGUAAAUAAGAUGAAUCAAUACAACCUCUCAAAGCUACUGCAAUUGUACAUCAUCAGAAAGCUGUGCGGCGCCGUCGAUCCGGCCACAAUUGUCAUCAACUCUGUUGACCCGUGUUUUUGUAAAACGGGGCUCUCUGGAAAUAUCAGAGGUGUGGCCAGGGUUCUCUUCAAAAUCUUCGAAUUCCUUGCAGCUCGCACCGCUGAGGAGGGCUCCCGCUUGGUGGUCCAGGCUGCGUCGGCGGGGAAACAGACUCAUGGAAAGUACCUGCGGGCUGGCGCUGUGCAAGCGUGUGCUCCUAUUGCCUUGGACGAUGAAAGAGCCGCGUAUGUGUGGGAUCUGCUCUGCGGGAAGCUGGAGAAGCUGCAGCCGGGCAUCUUGCAGAAUAUUCAGUGA